UGCCCCAUAUAAAGGCUGGCGUGAUUGCUGAUCUCAGCUAGUCUGACAGUCUCUCUCUCUCUCUCUCUCUCCCUCUCUCUCUCCCUCUCACUUCCUCUCACUCUCUCCUCUGCGCCUGGCUCCUUCUUUUCUCCUCCUCACUGGUCCUUUAAGCCGACUGCAUCACAGGAGCUAUCCAGUGCUGAACAGGAUCACCUUUAUUUAUUUAUUUAUUUAUUUAUUCAUUCAUUUAUUUAUUUAUUUGUCUGUCACUUUUUCCGGGGACACUGGGGGGCCAGAGUGUAGCCCACAGCAUUGCCGUUCACCACUGGUCGCCUUCUUUUUUUUUUUUUUUUCUUCAUCUCAUGAUUUUAGCCACCAUCUUCAUCGCAAGGAUUACCCCUCAAGCUAGCUGUGCUCCCUCCGACACGUUUUCUUUAUGUUCAUGCGUUUUUGGCUGCGCUGAAACAUGCCCCGCUCAUUUUUGGUGAAGAAAAUCAAACUCGAUGAUUUCUCUUCAUCCAACGCGACUCACCAUCAGCACCCGGACGACGCGUUGGAUCUGGCGCGCUCCAUCACGGACUCGGUGACCAGCCUCGGCGUCCGUCUCAGCGAGAAUGGCUACAUCCAGGAUUACAUCACGCCAUCUGCGUACCGGGGGGAGAAGAAGAUGGAGCACAAGCCGGUGUCGGACCCGCUGUACACCCACGUGAGCAGCGGCGGCGGCGAGUACUGCGAGCCCGACCUGAAGCACCCCGACAGCCCCCAGUCGGGCAUGACCGCCAGCGGCUUCUACAGCGGCGAGUCGGAGGCCCUGGACGAGGGCUACGCCAUGGAUGCCUUCUUCAUCUCGGACGGGCGCUCCAGGAGGAAGGGUGACGGCGGCGAGGGCCACGACGACGGGGCUGCCGGUGACGCCGGCGUCCUGCGGGGCAGCCAUGCCGCCACCGCCGCCGCCCCGCAGGACGCUCGCCACGCCUGCAACGAGUGCGGCAAGACCUACGCCACCUCCUCCAACUUGAGCAGACACAAGCAAACGCACCGCAGCCUGGACAGCAAGAUGGCCCGCAAGUGUCCCACCUGCGGCAAAGUCUACGUGUCCAUGCCAGCCUUGGCAAUGCACAUCCUCACCCACGACCUCAAGCACAAGUGCGACGUGUGCGGCAAGGCCUUCAGCCGCCCGUGGCUCCUCCAAGGCCAUACGCGUUCCCACACGGGCGAGAAACCCUUCGCUUGCGCCCACUGCGGCAAAGCCUUCGCCGACCGCUCCAACCUCCGCGCCCACAUGCAAACGCACUCUGCCUUCAAGCACUACCGAUGCAAGCGCUGCAAUAAGACCUUCGCUCUCAAGUCCUACCUGAACAAGCACUACGAGUCAGCUUGCUUCAAGGGGUCCGCCGACGACGAGGACGACUCGGGGUCGGACGACUGAGGAGGAUGCCCGCCCAACGCGCUUUUCGCUCCGGUUGCCCUCCAUGCCUUUUUUGGGAAAGCAAUAUUUUCACUGAGAUUACAAAGAGGCUGGAGCGGCGGCAGUGGCGGCAGCAGCAAAAGACUAUUUCAGAAGAUGCUGGAUCCCCCCCCUCCCUCUCCCCUCCCUCCCGCACAGUAGCUGAUCGCCCACAGACAAAUACAAUCAAAAACCUUCCCUCCCCAAAUAGAAACCGUAGAUGAUAGCAUUAGCGACAUGUGCUCACACUAAACUCACCAACACACAAUUACUAUACUAUGAGGCCUGGCAUGUGUAUUUUUAUCAAUGACUAUACUCAUAUCAAUAGUAAUAACAUUUAGAUUCCUGAUAUUUUAUAGCAAAUAGUCAUGAGAAAAUGAACAAAGGACAGUGUUCCUUGGCUUUUUUAGAGACAAAAUGACCUCUUGUAUUUUGAUGCUGCUUUUUAUUUGCUAAGAAUCCAAUUCUUUUGCAACUUUUUAAGAAAAUGUGAACUAUAACAGUAUUUGCAAAAAAGAAGAAAGGGAGAUCAAUUUCAACACGUACAAAGAUAAGCCUCUUUUCCACACCAAUGUUAUUUUUGUAUUUGAUUUUUCUAAAAUGAUUUGUGUGCGCGUGCGUGCGUGCAUGCGUGCGUGCGUGCGUGUGUGUGUGUGUGUGUGUUCAAUAUCCAGUGAUCAAAGUGCAGCUUUGUAACUGUGGGUAUUCCAAAUAUUGUGAAGAAGACUACUGUUUGAGUCCUGUCGACAGGAUCCAAACGGCAGCGAGUAGGCGGUCGGCCCUUUUGGCUGCCCCGCGUCUAUAGCAAAGAAAACACUUGUUCUUCCUCCGACUUGUGGUCGUCAAGCCGCCUUUAGGGGUGCGGCAUCCUUCCGGGAGGGAGCGAGCGCAGGGCUCCUCCCUCCCUUCCUCCCUCCCUCCCUCCCUCCCUCGCUCUUUGAGGCUCCCUUGUCCACCAGUGUGACGACGGGCUGGCGCUUUACUAACUCGCAGACCCUCGGUUACAAAGUGACUCUUCCAUGUCGCUCAAAGCUCCGUCCAAUUGUCUAGCU
This is a messenger RNA of Syngnathus acus (greater pipefish), 2481 nucleotides long. It is a transcript of the gene scrt2, whose product is annotated as scratch family zinc finger 2. The coding region runs from base 449 to 1411 and encodes 320 amino acids. NCBI's taxonomy places the organism in Eukaryota, Metazoa, Chordata, Actinopteri, Syngnathiformes, Syngnathidae. The record is from RefSeq and is a predicted model, not a curated record. Gene Ontology annotation, biological process: regulation of DNA-templated transcription. Gene Ontology annotation, molecular function: RNA polymerase II cis-regulatory region sequence-specific DNA binding; DNA-binding transcription factor activity, RNA polymerase II-specific. The transcript is spliced from 2 exons.